This is a messenger RNA of Vanessa atalanta (red admiral), 2066 nucleotides long. It is a transcript of the gene eIF2Bepsilon, whose product is annotated as translation initiation factor eIF-2B subunit epsilon. Gene Ontology annotation, cellular component: eukaryotic translation initiation factor 2B complex. The transcript is spliced from 10 exons. NCBI's taxonomy places the organism in Eukaryota, Metazoa, Arthropoda, Insecta, Lepidoptera, Nymphalidae. Bases 102 to 2039 code for a protein of 645 amino acids. Gene Ontology annotation, molecular function: translation initiation factor binding; guanyl-nucleotide exchange factor activity; translation initiation factor activity. The record is from RefSeq and is a predicted model, not a curated record.
UUUGUCAGUAAAACAUAACCUAAAACGACUGGAAUACUUGCCAACUGUUUUUGUUAUUAGCAUAGGUUUCCAUUUUUUUAAAUCAUCUAAUAACUAUAACAAUGGAAAACGAUAAAGAUAAUGUAAUUCAAGCUGUAGUGAUAAUGGAUCUUUUCAAUAGUAAUUUUAGUCCAAUAUGUAACCAAAACCCUAUGGGACUUCUUCCUGUUGCAGGAAUUCCCAUUAUUGACUAUGUUUUGGAAUCCCUGGUAUCAGGUGGAGUGGGAGAAGCAAUUUUAUUUUGCUGUCAGGACAGUUUAAAAAUUAAAGAUCACAUAAAGAAGUGCAAGGAAAACAAGGUGCCAUGGAGCAUUACACUAGAUGUGCAGAUAAUAUCAUCAGACACUUGCCAGACUAUGGGUGAUGUGAUGAGAGAAAUAGAUGCAGCUGGAUUAGUUCGGGGAUACUUUGUACUUGUAGGAAUAAAUAGUAUAACAAAUAUCAAUUUCACUGCCUUGUUGGAGCAACACAAGCAAACAUGCAAGAAAGAUAAAGGAGCAGCUAUGACAUUGGUAUAUAAAGAAGUUGCAUGGGAACAUCCAUUGAUAAGUAAUGACAAAUCAUUACUAUUGGCAGCUGAUGGUCGAACUCAUAAAAUACUCAUGCAUCAAAAAUAUAAACCAAAAUCUAAAGAAUCUGCAGUUUCCUUACCAUUGGAGUGUGUGUUGCAACACUCCGAAGUCAAAUUGUACCAUAAUUUGGUAGAUGCUGGUAUAGCAAUAUGUUCACCUUCGGUUCCUCCCCUCUUCUCUGACAAUUUUGACUUUCAAACUAGAAAUGAUUUCAUUCAUGGAAUUUUAAUAAAUGAAGACAUAUUAGCUAGUUCUUUAUAUUACACAAUGUUGAAGGAAAAUCAAUAUGCAGCGGCUAUAACAAACUGGAAAACUUACCAAACUGUGUGUUGGGAUAUUUUACACAAUUGGGUGUAUCCACUAUCGAUUGAAACUGAUUCCUUUUAUAAGAAUACAUUCAUGUUCAUGGGCAAUCAUAUAUUUAGAAAAACUAAUUCCUCUUUAAGCAGAUCAUGUGCUUUAGUAGAAGAUGUAUUAAUAGGAGCUCAAUCACAUAUCAGUGAUAUGUCAACCGUUUCAAAAUCUAUGAUUGGAAGUAAUUGUAUGAUAGGAAAUAAUGUUGUAAUUCAUGGCAGCCAUAUUAUGAACAAUGUUGUGAUUAAAGAUAACUGCCAUAUAUUGAAUUGCUUUGUUGAUGAUAAUUGUGUAAUCGAGGCUCACUCAAAUUUAGAGGGUGUUGUAGUUUCCAAUAAUGUGUGUGUAAAAGAAGGAAGUAAGCUGCGAGGCAUAAUUUUAGAAGAAACUGACAAUAAUGAUAAAACUUUGAAAAAAACAUCAUCAGAGUCUGGAACUGAAUGGGAGAAUGAGUCAUCUGGCAAAGAAGAUGAUGAAUAUGUUGGCUUUGAAAAAGAAUGGAGUGACAGUGAGUCAUGCUACUCUUCUGACAGCAGUGCUGAAUCGUCAUUACCCGAUUCACCAAUUCCAGAAGAUACAAACAUAUUCCUUCAAGAGGUUAUAGACAGUUUAGCAAGAGGAUAUGAAGAUAACCUGAAAUGUGAUUAUCUAAUACUUGAAAUUAAUUCAUCAAGAUAUGCUUAUAAUAUUCAGUUGAAUGAAGUUAACUUCUUUGUUGUAAGAGCUUUAUUGAGUUUGCCAAUCUUGGAGAACAGCAAGAAUGUUCUUACUACUGUUAAAGACAUUUUAAAGUUCUUCCGUCCUGUUAUAGCUAAUUACAUUAAAACAAAAUCAUCAAUUAUGGAUUGUUUGAAAGCUGUGGAAGAUAGCUGUAUAAAAAAUGGUUGGCUAGAAGGCAGAGCAGGCCAAAUCAUCCAUUUACUGUAUGAAGCAGAUGUAGUUGAUGAGGAUUCCCUGUUGGUGUGGUAUGAAGAUUUAAAAGAAAAUGAAAGUCCAAUUAACAAUCAAACUUCUAUUGUUAAAUUUUUUGAAUGGCUUCAAGAAGCAAGUGAAGAAAGUGAAGAAUCAGACUAAGAUAAUAUUAAAUGAAAUUAAAAAAUC